ACAUAUUACUGACUUUGAUCGAAACAAUGCUCGUAUUGUGUCUUGGUGUUACCUUCUUUCUGGUCAACUACUGCGCAUGUCUGAAAGACGAAGCCGCCAUUACAGACAUAAAAAAUAGAUUCAUACGUCAUGCACCUUACUACAAUGCAUACUUCUAUGCAAGGCUAACUCACAAUCUCAGAAAUCACCAUGGAACCGUUCCUUUCAAUCAAGUUAUCGUCAACAAAUUAAACCGAUACAAUCGCCACAGCGGUGUCUUCGUGUGCCCCCGCUCUGGGUAUUACGUUUUUACCUGGACCUUGAUGACCAACCACAAGCAGUGGGUAAUCUCGGAACUGGUGGCCGGAGGGGCCGUCAAGGGGAAAUUAAUCGUCGAUAGUGACGAGGGGUACGGAAGUGGAUCAACAACCGUGCUUGUAUAUGUCCGACGAGGACAACACGUUUUCGUUAGAAUAACUGGUGGUGAUCGAAAUGUUGAAGCCCAAGGUGUUUCAAGUUUUUCCGGCUGGAGAUUGUCUUAGACCUCUGAAAUGAACCGUGAAUUUAUUGAUAUUACUUUAGAUCUUCCUUAUUGCCUCUCUGUUUAUUUAAAUAAAACAAGAAAUUUAAAA
Saccostrea cuccullata (small rock oyster) is the source of this 611-nucleotide messenger RNA. RefSeq names its product complement C1q-like protein 4. Gene Ontology annotation, biological process: maintenance of synapse structure. Bases 27 to 521 code for a protein of 164 amino acids. Lineage: Eukaryota; Metazoa; Mollusca; Bivalvia; Ostreida; Ostreidae. Gene Ontology annotation, molecular function: protein binding. The record is from RefSeq and is a predicted model, not a curated record. The transcript is spliced from 2 exons. Gene Ontology annotation, cellular component: synapse.